CUAUGGUGAAACGAGGGAGGCGGGGCGCUCUAGGCGGGCGCGCCGUACUCUAUGGUGUAAUGGGAGGAGCGGCGGGGCACGGCGGGCGGCUCCGGCCCGGCGGUCUCGGCGCGUUCCGCGGGCACGAUGUCGCCUCCGAAAGAAAAUGUCAGCUUACUGUUCAAGUUGUACUGUCUCACAGUGAUGACCCUGGUUGCUGCAUCAUACACGGUUGCAUUGCGGUACACUAGGACCGUGGAGACAAAACUCUACUUUUCAACAACAGCUGUGUGCAUCACUGAAGUUAUCAAGUUGUUCUUGAGUGUGGGCAUCUUGGCUAAAGAAACUGGAAGUCUGGCAAGGUUAAUAACAUCUUUAAAAGAAAAUGUAUUCGGCAGUCCUAAAGAAUUGCUAAAAUUAAGUGUUCCCUCUUUGGUGUAUGCUUUCCAAAACAAUAUGGCAUUUGUGGCUCUUAGCAACUUGGAUGCGGCAGUCUACCAGGUGACAUACCAGUUGAAGAUCCCUUGCACAGCCUUGUGUACAGUCCUAAUGCUAAACCGUACCCUUAGUAAGUUGCAGUGGUUCUCUGUCUUCAUGCUGUGCGGUGGGGUUACCCUUGUUCAGUGGAAGCCUGCUCAGGCUACAAAAGUACAGGUGGAGCAGAAUCCAUGGCUAGGGUUUGGAGCAAUUGCUGUUGCUGUACUGUGUUCAGGAUUUGCAGGAGUUUAUUUUGAGAAGGUCUUAAAGAGUUCAGACACUUCCUUGUGGGUGAGAAAUAUUCAAAUGUACUUAUCUGGGAUUGUGUUGACUUUACUUGGUGUGUACGUGUCAGAUGGAGCCCAAGUUCUUGAGAAAGGGUUUUUCUACGGCUAUACAUACUACGUCUGGUUUGUCAUCUUUCUCGCUAGCGUUGGUGGCCUCUACACUUCGGUGGUUGUUAAGUACACAGAUAACAUUAUGAAAGGCUUUUCUGCAGCAGCGGCCAUUGUUCUUUCUACUGUGGCAUCAGUCAUCCUCUUUGGCCUCCAGAUAACUGUUACCUUCUCCCUGGGUGCUCUCCUGGUGUGUGUUUCUAUUUACCUCUAUGGAUUACCUCGACAAGACACCACAAAAAUCCAGCCAUCAGAGACUAAGAGCUCAAAAGAAAGACUUGCUACUGUGUGACACUGUGCAUAAAAAUGGACAGACAGACAAAAUGGACUUUAAAAUGAACUGCAUUUUUAAAAAAAUAGCCUUAAGCUAGUUAGUCAUGAAAUGAUUUAAGUGGGAUAGACUAAAAGCAGAAGUUAGUUCUGUUUUACACGUGGAGUUUCCAGUGGCUGAUGCAGAGGCUGUGGUAUGGCUGAGGAGCUGGAUGGGUCUUUUAUUGGAGGUGUUUGUCACUCACAUCGAACACUGAAGAGUCCCAUUGACAAGGAGAGCAGAAUGAAGGAACUGAACACUCAGUUGUAUAUAAUGUACAUAAAUGGGAGGGAAAUCAGGUCUUUGUGUAUUUGAUAAACUGUCUUGCCCUUUGAGGGCAGAAAAGCCCAAACGCUUCAUAAAAAUCUAUUAAAAAGAGCAAUUACUGCCUUAA
Molecule: messenger RNA, 1555 nt
Organism: Falco peregrinus (peregrine falcon)
Lineage: Eukaryota; Metazoa; Chordata; Aves; Falconiformes; Falconidae
Gene: SLC35A1
Product: solute carrier family 35 member A1
Exons: 8
Coding region: 127-1143 (338 amino acids)
Biological process (GO): pyrimidine nucleotide-sugar transmembrane transport
Cellular component (GO): Golgi membrane
Molecular function (GO): pyrimidine nucleotide-sugar transmembrane transporter activity
Source: RefSeq, a predicted model, not a curated record